Molecule: messenger RNA, 1047 nt
Organism: Haliotis rufescens (red abalone)
Lineage: Eukaryota; Metazoa; Mollusca; Gastropoda; Lepetellida; Haliotidae
Product: con-Ins Im2-like
Exons: 3
Coding region: 262-717 (151 amino acids)
Cellular component (GO): extracellular region
Molecular function (GO): hormone activity
Source: RefSeq, a predicted model, not a curated record
CUGCCACACACAGGUGACAAUUGUCGGCGUGUUCAGACAACUCCAGACAGCACAGCCCUGCCGUAGAGCCCCCAAGCCAGACAGCCAGCAACCUUGCUUCAAAACUCUACGCACAUCCUGUGUCAAUUGUUACCGGGUGCGGAGAUUAGACUUCUUGUGCGGCUUCUUCUAUCGUCGCUUGGGAUGAAAAUCCAGCUAUAAAAUGCGCCAAUUCUGUCACUCGUCCCUAUUCUAAGACGCCCUAGGUGGACCUCUAUCUUCAUGAAGUGUUGGGACAAAGACAUACUAGAUAAGACGGUGUCUCGCUCCGCCCCCAGCGUGGAGUGGGCGAUACGAGCAGUGAUGGUGAUGGUGAUGCGCUGCCCCACUGUACUGCUGUUGUUGUUGUGUCUCCAGCCCGGGCCCGCCGUCGCCGACUUCGAGAAGACCUGUAAUCUGGAGGACCGGCGGGAGGGGCCGGCAGCGGGUGGGAUCUGUGGGAGCCGGCUACCGGAAGUCAUCAGGCUCACCUGUCUGGUUAGACGACAUCGCAGGUCCGCCAAGUCUCUAAAGGGCAAGGCGAUAGAUAAACAGAGCGAGUUGAAGGAUCUGACGCUACACAAGAGCACAGCAUUGUCCUAUUUGUUGAAGCGGUCGAACGGCCUUGGGGAGCAGGGCAUCACAUGCGAGUGUUGCUACAACCGAUGCAGCCUCACGGAGCUUAUGCAGUACUGCUGACGUCACAACCAAUCAUAGACACUGUGCAAGUGUCCCGUGAUGACGACAUCCAUUACAUCGCAGUCAUGUGCCUUUAACAUCCAAGUUCAAGGUCCCGGUUCUUAGGCAGACGAAGGCUGCACAAUCUCAGCUUGCAGUAACCAAUUAUUGACUCUUACCACUGCCAUCCUGCGUCGUUGUCAUAGACAUGUCGUGCGUCCUCAACGUCACCUGUGUACUGCGCAUGCGUGUUCACGUGACAUUCAUGUGCCAACAUAACCCCUGAAGGUGCACCAUACCAACAGGCAUUGUCGUGUCGCAUUUUUAAUAAAGUUUGUUGGUAUAAAAUUA